Messenger RNA from Porites evermanni, 1592 nucleotides. Lineage: Eukaryota; Metazoa; Cnidaria; Anthozoa; Scleractinia; Poritidae. The record is from the annotation of a GenBank genome assembly.
CGUCAUCUUAAAGGCAAAGCCGUGUACUGGAAAAACGAAUCGUUAUUCCACCCCCGUAAAAUUAACAUUUUUUCUCGCCUCUCUCUUUUAGUUCCCUAGCCAACAUUUACGUAGUUAUUGGCCUCUACGGCUAAUGAGUAAAUUCGAGAACGUCCAGACUUCCUUCAGAAUAGAAAAUACCAGCCUUUGUAUACUAAAGGUUAAAUUUGAAUAUUUAUAAGGCAAGAAGUAUCCACAAAUAUUUUGCGAAGGGUGAAGCACAAAUACUUGAGACAUGUAUCUUUCACUUCUUUUGUUUUGAUUUGAUUUAUUCUCCCAGCAUAACAGUGCAAUAGUUCUUUGGCACUGUCAACUUCUGUACUGACCUUGGUUAAAUACUGCGCAGAUAUUGGCGAAUUUGCAACUCAAAUCAGGUUAGUUCUAUUUUCAUGCAAAUAUUUAUCGUUAUCUGUCACACCCUCGCUGUAGUUACAGGCUAAAUCGCCGCUUUACUCAGCCUCCAGCAAUAGAGCCAAAAAGCGAGACGUUCUGACAUGGCGAAGCCAGUUUCGUAUAUAAAGACUCCGGAGGAUGAAGAUGUCACUCUUGAAAUGGUCGAGCCCUCGAUUAAGCCUAAAAGUGACGGCGACGGGGCCGUUGGAUUGUACUUUGAACGCAGUGGAUCGAAGAAGAAAAUUGAUUAUGUCCUUGUGUACGAGCGCUGCCAAGAAAAAGAGGAUGAAGAUGAAGAAUCCAGGGCCAAGUCAGAAAAGCUUGAAGAAAUGAGGAAAGCGUUUGAAACUAGCCUUGACAAAGCUGGUUUACUGGUCGAACGUGUGGAGCGUACUUGUUCUAAGGUAAGCACAACCUGAAGAAUGUCACAGUUAUGGCGUGUGAUCGAUUUAGGCUCGUCUGGAAAUUCCUUUGGUAUAACUGACUUGUGUGGCUUUACGGGAUUUUGUAGUUGUGCAAGAAAGGAGCAAAAUUAACAACAAAUCAGGCUUCAGGGGUUUCGAUUGAAUUUUUCAUUGUUUUUUUUAUUUUUGAUAAUUCCAUUGGUUAAUUCAAGCGUGACUAGUUGGAUCCAAAAAAACUCAAGAUCGUUACAUUGAUCGCUGGUAGAUCAAGCAAACAAUGGAAUUUUUGUUUUAUUAACUUUUCCAGGGAGUUGACGGUUCCUUUAAAUCCUGAAUUGUUGAAGCUUCACGAUUAUCAUGAUAAAGUGAGUCACAAUAUUGAUUGCUUAAUCGAACGAGAAGUUUCACAAGCUAAAGAAAACUUUCUUACCUCAGUUGGCAGAAUUGCUUUUUAUAAAACUUGAAUUCUUUUUGUGUUCUGUUGCCGGUUGUUGUUUUUUGACCGAUGGACAUGUACUAAUAGUUAAAACAACGCUGCGAAAAAUCUCAUUUAAGAGCUGUUUUAUCUGAACCGUUAAUCCAAUAUAAAGAAAAAUUUUUGCCAAAAAUAUGUAUUGAUAUAUAUACCUUUGCAUGCGAUAAAAUUAUUGCCAAAAUAUGAUUUUCUAAUGUUCCUUUUUAAAUUUUUUGUCAAGACGCGUAUUUUUCUGAGGUAACACAGCACUAUCCAGUUGAGACCCUUAACCAAUUUUUGAA